This is a messenger RNA of Ceratitis capitata (Mediterranean fruit fly), 2147 nucleotides long. RefSeq lists its product as uncharacterized. Gene Ontology annotation, biological process: anterior/posterior pattern specification; regulation of transcription by RNA polymerase II; regulation of neurogenesis. Gene Ontology annotation, molecular function: RNA polymerase II cis-regulatory region sequence-specific DNA binding; DNA-binding transcription factor activity, RNA polymerase II-specific; protein dimerization activity. The coding region runs from base 496 to 2073 and encodes 525 amino acids. Gene Ontology annotation, cellular component: nucleus. Lineage: Eukaryota; Metazoa; Arthropoda; Insecta; Diptera; Tephritidae. The transcript has 6 exons. The record is from RefSeq and is a predicted model, not a curated record.
GUGUGGACGUUUCGAUACGUUAUUGUUUCGUUUCGUUCAACUUUGAAAAUUUUUCGUGGUUGUUGACGCCGCUUAGUGAAAAAUAUUCGUAUGACAAUGCAAUGCUUUUGAAGCAACUUUACAUCAAUAUAUCGCAGGCUUACUGUUAAAAAGCAGCAGACAUAAUUAUCGCGUAUAUCUGAUCUGAAUGUCCGGUGCAUGGUGCUGAAUUCCAUUGAGAGAAAAAAAAUUAUAUUCUACAAGUUAAUACUUGACUUGCGAAUGCUGCCCACUUUGUUGCAAAAUACGCAAACUUGGAAUUCGCGUUUAGAAUAUUAUCGUUGAAAUUCCGUGUAUAAACUAAAGUCGGUAAAGUGACUUCAAUAACCACAAAAGUCUUGUGUACUAAAUGGAACCUAAAUAAUGCAGUAAUAAUGUGUUGCCUACGCGCUUAUAAAGCAAUUCGAUUCUUGGUUUAAUUAUGGAUUCGAGGAGCUUUUCGGCAAACAUGACAAUAUGACAGCAAAACGCGACAAGGAUUAUUCCAAAAAUAAAACGUCAGCUGGAACAGGAUUCUCUGCGUCAGCAUCAACAGGAGCAGGAAAAUCAAUAGGUCUAGUCACAUCAACUCAAAAUGUAACAUCAUCUCAGGAUAUCACGAAGCGAACAAAUAAGCCACUUAUGGAAAAACGACGACGGGCACGUAUUAAUCAAAGCUUGGCCAUACUGAAGGCUCUUAUUUUGGAGUCGACGAAGAAUCAGUCUAAAACCACUGAUGGACAAACAAAACAAACAAAAUUGGAAAAAGCCGACAUACUCGAGUUGACUGUGCGUCACUUUCAACGGCACAGAAAUCUCGAUGAUCCAACUAUAAAUAAGUAUAGAGCUGGGUACACGGAUUGUGCAAGGGAAGUUGCACGUUAUCUAGCUACACCUGAACCUCCACCUCUUGGAAACAUGCCAUCACUGUCGGAACCGGGGUCUAAAGCACGUCUUCUAAGACACUUGGAUCAAUGUAUAGCUGAAAUCGAUAUUGAAAUAUGCCCCCAUUCGACAGCAACAUAUGCCGACAGUCCAUCCAGUAGUUGUUAUGAUAUCAACACCGCACCAAAGAAGACGCAACCGGACGACAAUUCCCUGGAUUACAGCAGUCAGGACUCUAAUCCAUUGGAUUUCAGUAAAGCUGCCUCUAAUGUUUUAGUGUCCAAAGCAACAUUUGUUAGUCCGGCCGGAACACCAGUGGCACAUUCCACAAAUUCGCCUUGCUCAGAGCGCCUUAGCUCACAGGACGAGAAUAAUAAUCCCGAUGGAGUACAAGGCAGCACUGGUUCAAGUAGGAGUGAGGGAAACAUGAGGCCGAUGGCUGCUAUUAACGAAUUACAAAAUACCAUGGAUAUUAAUGCGGUGCAGAGUUUUGAAGAGCGCAGUAAAAUGUGCUCGAAUGUGUUGGACACAUAUAAACAUCUUAAAGUAAAUGACCCUGCUGGGAUCCUUGUGCUUCCUCCACACUAUGUUCAAUUAGCGGCAGCAUUAGGCUUAAAUACGCAUCCUGUCAUGGAUGCAAUUACUACACGCACGGAUUUUGAGCGUCUAAUCGAAAUGAAUCACGUGCCUCCUUUACCGGCUCAAAUUGCCGGUAAACUAAAUACAUACGGCGCACUGCCCGGUGCAUUGGAAGCCGCUCAAGCGGCUGCCGCUUAUGCAGCCACUACAUUGGCAGCGAAAGAAAAUGGUAUAGCAAUAGCAAGCACAACAGCGUCUGUAGGUGGAAAUCUUAAUAUCGAACGGCCUGCCUCUGUACUUUCAAACGCUACUUCCGUCGCUUCAACUUCAAUGAGCUCCAUGAUGUCCGUCGAUUCGCAAAAAAACGCGCAACAACAACAACAUCACGCUUCCCGCUUGGAUGGUGUAGCAGCAACGACCGUAGAGGCAGCACAAUUAAGUAUAGCUAACAAUCAGCUAUCAGCAAAUCUAGCAGCUGCGGCAGCAGCAGCGGCAGCAGCUCAGCAUCAAUUGAACUUAUUGCGGCCAAAUGACGCUCUAGCUCGACAGGAGCAGCAAGCGCAGGACGAAAAUAUGUGGAGGCCAUGGUGAGCGGCACAUACGGGUAUCUAGUAUAUACAUCUGUUGACUUACUUCAAAGCUUAAAGCGUAUGAAAUUGUAAAUA